Trichoplusia ni (cabbage looper) is the source of this 1282-nucleotide messenger RNA. RefSeq names its product pollen-specific leucine-rich repeat extensin-like protein 1. NCBI's taxonomy places the organism in Eukaryota, Metazoa, Arthropoda, Insecta, Lepidoptera, Noctuidae. The record is from RefSeq and is a predicted model, not a curated record. Gene Ontology annotation, molecular function: metal ion binding. Bases 261 to 1214 code for a protein of 317 amino acids. The transcript has 5 exons.
GAAAGUAAGACUCACCAGUGGAAAAGUUCACUUUCCCAUAGACAAUUUUAUGUAUUCUGUGACGAAGAAUGUUGAGUUGAGACUCUGUGGUCCAAACAACUGAAGUUCCUAGGUCAACAAUGUUGUGACACUGUUCAUUACUACUGCAAUAUAAAUCUGAUGAAGUCAAAAAAAGGAAAGCUUUAUGUAAUUGAAUUCCGUGAUGGUGUGACUGCCAUAUUAUAAGCUUAUAUUUGAAAUAACUUCUACUAUUUAGUUACAUGAUAUCGGCCUGUAAGUUUAAUUCCAUGAGCAGCAACAGCGAAGUAAAUGGCCAUCAGCCGCCUUCAUCACAACAAUCAGCGCCACCAUCGGACCCUCGUUUGAGAAACGGGUCAUCCUCGGACCCACAGAGAAUAUGCCGUGACUAUGUUUGGGGUAUUUGUGGCAAAGGCACGCAGUGCAAAUUUCGUCACGACUUUGAUGUGGGGUCAAUGAAAAACAUAUUGAAGUUCUGCCACGAUUAUCAAAAUAGAACUGGAUGCGCGCGUCCUGACUGUACCUACUUGCAUACCACAAGAGAGGAGGAGAAUCUUUUCCUGACUACUGGUCAGAUACCUAGAGCGCUAGCCGAGAGACACGCAGCCAUGUUUUCUGCACCAAUGAACGUGUUUGUGAACGAGUACUUGGGCCAGGCUCCACCUCCCCCUCCACCGCCGCCGCAGCCCGCGGCCGCUCCGGUGGUGGCGCCUUCAUGUGCGACUGCUGCUCCGCCACCCCCGCACCCUUACGUGACUGCUCAGCCGCCGCCGCCCCCAGCACCUCUGAGGCCUCUGCUAGCGCCUCCGCCACCGCCGCCACCUCCGCCGCCUCCACCGACUAUGGCUACUGUGCCUGCGCAAAUGACCCCGCCUGUGUUCACAGCUCCUGCUCCAUUCAACAGUCCUGCUAUGUAUGCUGCUACUCAACAGUCACCACCUCUACCCAUGUUUGAUGCCAGCAGGCCUCCUCCACAAAUGUCAACAGUUGCACCUAAAACUAAAAAAACUGUUGUGGUAAAACGUCCGGCUGAAUGUUCUGAGGCCGGGCCAAGCAAAGCGAGAAAACUGGAGAGCUCCAAACUUGAAAGACUCUGCGAAAGCUGUGUCCAGCGGGAACUCAGGUUUGACACGAAAAGAUUCAUCACUAUAUUUGUACGCAUGAAAUUCCUAUCGAUAAAAAUAUUCGAGUCUUAAUAUGAGAAGUAAAAGAGAAUGGUCAUGAAUCGGCGAGUGUUUUAAGCGAAGUGCGUUCUGACACCGAU